CCGCUCCACCAUAGGCAGCAUGGUACAAUCCUCAACGCAAAAUGGUACCUCCCAAGCAGGCGCCGAACUACCUCCCAACAUGGCGGAGAUAAAGUCCCAGGGUGUGGAUCAGGUUCUAGCGGAAAUGAAUCGCAUGCCACUCUUUAUGACCACGCUUGACGAGACCGACGGCGAAGGAGGAGAAAAUAUCGCUCUAGAGGCGUUAAAAGCUUUAGCAUACGAAGGAACCAAGUAUGAGAUAGCCGAAAAUUUCCGGCAGCAAGGUAAUGAGUGUGCGAGGGAGAAGCAGUGGACCGACGCCAAAGAAUUCUAUGACAAGGCGAUUGCAGCAUUAAAGGCUCCACCCAAAGAACCAGACCCCGAGGAGGAACUCGAGGAGGGUGUAAGAAUUAUGGAGAUUGGAGACGAGCCAGAACUUGACGAAGAAGAAGAAAGAAAAAAAGAGGCAGCUGUUGAGGAAGCUUGCUAUGUGAAUCGUGCUUUGUGCAAUCUGGAGAAAAAAAACUACCGCUCGUGUAUCCAAGAUUGCGCAUCAACUCUUCGUCUCAAUCCCUCAAAUAUAAAAGCGUUUUACCGUUCUGGAACAUCUUGUCUUGCGCUGGACAAGCUGGCGGAAGCUACCGAUGCUUGCAUGCGAGGCCUCUCUCUGGAUCCCGAAAACGCAUCCUUGAAAAUCUUGUCAACUAAAAUCGCAGCUCGAAAAACCCACCUCGAAGGCGUCGAAAAGGCCCGUCGAGAACGUGAAGAGAAAGCAGCUUCUGAGAAAGCUACACUGAGUGUGGCGCUCAAAGCCAGGAAUAUUAAGACCAGGGCCACCGAGCAAGCACCAGACCUGGAGGACGCGUCCAUCAAACUUGAGAACCCGCUUGACCCUAGCUCCACUCUUACUUUUCCUGUAAUUCUGCUCUAUCCACAGCAUUCCCAGUCGGAUUUUGUGAAAGCGUUCUCCGAAUUCGACACUAUUGCUCAACACUUGGAAUACAUAUUCCCGCUGCCAUGGGAUAGCGCUAAGGAGUAUCACUUGGAAGGUGUAGAAGUUUACAUGGAGACCAUGGCUGGGGGACUGAUGAAAGUGGGCAAGAAAAUGAAGCUUUUCAAGAUUUUGGGGAGUGGAAAGUGCGAUGUGGCCGACGGAUUGGUAAGGAUGAACGUUGUACCCAAGGCGCAUGCCGAACAAUUUGUUGCGACCAGAAAACUCCAGAAAGGCACUUGA
Messenger RNA from Periconia digitata, 1213 nucleotides. Lineage: Eukaryota; Fungi; Ascomycota; Dothideomycetes; Pleosporales; Periconiaceae. The record is from the annotation of a GenBank genome assembly.